This is a messenger RNA of Tetrahymena thermophila SB210, 3327 nucleotides long. RefSeq names its product cyclic nucleotide-binding domain protein. The record is from RefSeq and is a predicted model, not a curated record. Lineage: Eukaryota; Ciliophora; Oligohymenophorea; Hymenostomatida; Tetrahymenidae. The transcript has 9 exons.
AUUAUACUCUAUAUAAACAAUCAAGAUCCUUUAGAAAAAUUUAGGUAAUCAGUGUAAGUGGAUCUACAAAAAUCAAAGGAAUUACAUUUUUAAAUUAGAUUAUAAUUUCAAAGAAUGCUAUAAAAAGUGCUAAGUGAUGAAGUAAUAUAGAUUUUACAACUGCAACCAGAGUUGCGCACUCCUGAUCAUUUAUAAAUAUUAAAAUCUUUUUGUCAUAGCUUAUCCUAUUUUGAAAAUUUUUAUUAAGAAAGCUAAGAAGAAUAAGAAGCUUGCCUAAUGGCUCUGAAAUAUAUGAAAGUCUAGCAAAAUAAAAAAAAUGAACAUUUGUUUGAUAUUUAUGCUAAGCCUCAAAAGUAUUUUAUAUUGGUUGAAGGAAGGAUAAAUGUUUAUCAAAAACUGUAAUUGCCAGUUAAUUUAGAAGAACAAUAGAGCGAUGAAAAUAAUAAACUUUCUAACUUGAAAGAAGAUCUUCUUUAUAAUGGUUUAAAACUCAGUUUACUACAGACAAAAGCAAGAGGUGACAGUUUAGGUAUGAUUGAUCUCAUUUAUAAGCGAAACUACCAAUCAACGGCUAUAUGCUAGACUGAGUGUGUGUUAUUUACGUUGUCUCAAAGCGAUUUUUAAAAGUAUCUAAAGAAUUAUGAGCACAAAAAUAUGAUGAAAACGAUUUAAUUUCUCUCUUCGAUACCUCACUUUUCUAACUAAUCUUUUGGUUACUUAAGAGAUAUAGCUGUUAAUUCUAAUCUUUUAAUAAAUUUGAGAGGUGACACAAUAUAUAAUGAAGGACAAAGUUCUGAUAGCGUCUACUUUAUAAAAUAAGGAGAAUAUGCUAUUCUAAAAAAGUAUGAUAGAAAUUAAGCCAUUACUUCUCCUAUUGAAAGGAUCAUUUAAGACAACAUUUAGCAAUAGGGAGGACCUCUUUUUUUGGGAUCACCAAAAGGAAAAAAGGAUCUAAAACUGAAAAUUAUGACUCAAUUUGAAACUUUUGGAGAAGAAGAUAUCAUUAAAGGAAUAGAAACAAGGAAUCAUACUGUCAUAUGUGAAAGCAGGAAAGGUGAAUGCUUAUAAAUUAGUGCCAAUUUGUUUAUAUAAAAGGUUAUUGAUUUAUAAAGCACUAGAACAACUUUUGCUCAAUUAUAAAACCAAAAAGAAAUAUCUAAUGUGCAGCAAGAUUAAGGAAAUAAAGUAUCUAUAAAAAAUUAUAAAAGCUUUUAUUUCGAAGAAAAGAAAUUUCAAGAUCUUUCUCCUUCUAGGAUGCAACAAGAUAAUCUGAAAUAGCAAUCAAUAGACUUUCCUAUGCUACAGUAACCCCACAGAAAAUCACCAGUAAAUGAAAGCUUUGAAAAGAGUCCAAUUGCAAAAGAAAAAAAAGAAAUGAGCUUUUCUUUAAUAAUGAAUGACGAUUAAAAAAAAAAUUUUGAAAAAUUCCCUAAAAUUAGCGUUGCCCCUUCCAAUACAAGCAUGACCUAAUUUUACAACAAAGCUAAUAUAUAGCCUUAAUCUAGUUAAAUGGGUUCAAUUAAUGAUAUUCAUGAAGAAUCAAACAAAAAAUAAGAUUAUUUUCUUAGCCCUUAAAUAAGUGUUUAAGAAAUUAAUUAUAAAAUCAAACAAAAUGAAGAUGUAUAGAGCUAAUAUGAUGAAAAUGAAUUGUAAUUUAUGGAAACAAAUGGCAUAAAAAAACAUUUGCUAAAAAAAAUGUAAUUAAAGCUUCAUUUCAGAAGAUAUUCUAACUAAAACAGAUCUUCUUCUUUUUCAACAGAAAAUCAAAUUGAUGAAAUAAAUCACAGUAAAAAGAAGUCUGUACCUAAUAACCAUACCAAAAAGGUUCGCUUAGAAAACGAUGCCUCAUUUGGUGUUGACAAUAUAUAAGAUUUGUAAAAAAUUAUAACAUCAAGCCAUGUUAAAAAUGAAAUAUAAACCUGCCAACCUAAAGAUUUAAAUAAUUUUGGGAGACUAAACUUAUAAAAAAAUUAUGAAAGGUAAUUAAAAGAUAAGCCUAAAGAGAUUAAACAAGUUUAUACAUUUGAGCUUGACGAAAAAUAAAGAUAAAAGGUAAUAGUUAGAAAACAAAAGUAUAAAAACUACAUCCAUGAUUGGAAGAAGAGCCCAUCUCCUAUUUAAAGUUCAAGAACUGAUUACUAAGAGAUUUCUUAAAAAAAAGAAUUUAUUUCAAGCAAAUAAGUUAAGGCAAUUAAAGAAGCUGCUUUUUUGUAGGACAUCGAAGAUAAUAAGUUGAAAAUUGAUGAGUUAAAUUAAAAUGGUUUAUUGUCCUCUUUUUAUCACGUCUAAAGCGCUUAAAAUACUUAUAGACAAAACCAUUAAAACACGAAGAUGAAUAACAUUGAAAGUCCUCACCUGUAAAGUCAAUCAGUUAAUUCAAGCAUUAACCAUAAAGAUGUAUCAGAGAGUGCAUUGAACCAAUCUUGUUUAGAAACAGAGUAAAACAUGAUACUUUAAUAACUUUCAUAUCCUAGAACUAAAUCUCCUCUAGCCAUGCUUUUAAUAAAUUAGUAAAAUAAAGAGAAUAAAAACAAUCAAAAACAAACUCCAUUGAUAUAAGAUUAUGUAUGCACUUAAAUAAUUAAUCCUACCAAGGAAAACAAGGAAAAGCAACAAAAUUUAAAUUUGAAAAACUUGAAUAAGAUAAUAAACAAAAAAACAAAAGAAUAAGAAGAACUAUUUAAAGAAUAGAACAGCUAUAGAGGCAGUGCAGCAAAAAAUAAAGUAUAAAAUUUAUGGAAAUAAAAGUUACAAAUUAAUACAGAGAGAAGAAGAAAUGCUCAAUCUUAAAGAGAAUAUAGUCUAUCUCCUUCAAAAAUUAAUUAAAACAAAAAUGAAAAUUUAAAUUUUAUGAUACAAUCACAGUCUUCUAUUUAAUACAUUACUGAUGAUUAAAAAGAAAUAAAAUCUAAAUAAAAUACACUUAUUAAUCAAAUUUCAGUAACUCCAACGCCCACACAACUGAAGUAAACAGCUGAAUAAACAAUACACUAAUAUGAUAAAAGAGUUGCAUAAUAAAAUUAAUCUAAUUAAAGCGAAUACAGACUCACAAGUAUUUUAACUACUCAAUCAAGAGGAAAAAGGAAAAAAAUAGCAAAUAGUUUAGAUAUAAGAAAUAAGUAGACAUAUGUGUCUAAUAUCUAAUCUACUAUCAGUCCUUCAAUUUCUAAUGAUAAUUCUAAAAUUAAUAUAAUUUCAUAUACUUCUGUCUUUAAGAAAUAAAAUGCAACAUUAAAUGACAACUUCAAAGACAAUCCUUUAAAAAAUAGCAUCGAAGGAAUCGAUGGUUAGUAAAUUUAUCAUUUAAAACCUCUUUAUAAGUAGUGA